GAAGUGAUGAUUUUUGUCCUCGUGAAUCAGCUGAUCAGGAAAUUCGCUGAAAGUUGCAAACACGAUGUGUUGACCACAAGCAGCUAAAAUCACAUUUUAACAAUGGCUAAGUUAAAAGCGGAACCACUGGAUAAUGCCAGCGAUCUUUAACUCUGUUUAACGGAUUAGUUGGAGCUCAUGUUGUUUUGUUUUGCAGUAAGAAGGACUCAAAUAGCUGCAUCAUAGGACAUCUGUUCAAAAUUGCCUAGUGAAGCUACAGCAUGGAUCCCUUGGGAGCUCGUUCCCAGUUUGUGGAGGUCCAGAACCUCCCCACAUGGGACCAGCCUCAGGGAGUCCAGGAUGAGGUGGACGGAGAAAACCUCUUAAUGGAGGAAGAUGACCAGCUCACCAAUCAGCUCAAUUCUUUAGAGUCCCCUUUCCCCUUCAGACAAGACAUCAACAGCAAGAUUGUACUAUUUAAUGGAGAUGUGGCACUUUUAAACUGCACCGCAAUCAUCAAUACAAGUAAUGAGACACUAACAGACAAGAAUCCUGUAUCAGACAGUAUCCACAGAUACUCCGGCCCUGAACUAAGGGAUGAAUUACUCAAACUGAAAGGAUGUCGGACCGGUGAGGCAAAAAUGACAGAGGGUUUCAACUUGGCUGCACGCUUUAUCAUUCACACAGUUGGACCCAAAUAUAAAGCCAAGUACCGGACAGCUGCGGAGAGUUCUCUUUACAGCUGUUACAGAAACGUCAUGCAGUUUGCCAAGGAACAUGCCAUGGCAUCUGUGGGGUUUUGUGUGGUCAACACGGUCAAAAGGGCAUAUCCACUGGAGGACGCCACACAUAUAGCAUUAAGGACUGUUCGUAGAUUUUUGGAGAACCAUGGUGAAAACAUUGAGACGGUGGUGUUUGCUGUUUCGGAUGUUGAGGAGCCAGUGUACAGGAAGUUAAUGCCUUUGUAUUACCCACGUUCAAAAAAAGAAGAGAGGAUUGGUCUGCCUCUCCUCCCUGCUGACAUUGGCAAUGCUGAGGGGGAGCCCGUGGUCCUGGAGAGACAGAUCCGCAUUGCCGAAAAGCCAGGAAAUCUAGAGGAUGACUCUGGGGAUGACUCAUUAGAGUCCGACCUGGGGCUGGUAGGAAGCCACGCGUUUGCUCGUAUGGAAGGGGAUGUGGAUAAGCAACGUAAACUCAUCCUUCAGGGCCAAAUGUCUGAAGCAGCCCAACAGAAACAGCACCAAAGGAACUAUAACCGCUGGCUUUGCAGAGCUCGAGCAGAGGACCUUUCAGACAUAGCAGCAUUAAAGGCACUAUAUCAGACCGGUGUUGAUUUGUGUGGUAGGACGGUCAUGGUUGUUGUUGGCAGGAAUAUUCCAGUUACACUUAUUGAUAUGGAGAAGGCUUUGCUGUAUUUCAUCCACGUGAUGGACCAUAUCACGGUGAAGGAGUAUGUGAUGGUGUAUUUCCACACACUCACCGGUGAACACAACCACCUGGACACCGACUUCCUCAAGAAGCUUUAUGAUAUUGUGGAUGCCAAGUUUAAGAAAAACCUGAGGGCUUUCUACUUCGUUCACCCGACGUUCCGCUCCAAGGUCUCUACUUGGUUCUUCACAACGUUCAGUGUAUCAGGCCUUAAAGAGAAGGUCCAUCACAUAGAGAACCUACAGCAGCUCUUCACCUGCAUCCUACCUGAGCAGAUUGACAUCCCUCCUUUCGUCCUGGAGUAUGACACACGGGUUAACAGCCCCUAUUACACGCCUCAGUCCUCAGGCCUGUGAUGCUGUCAGAUAAACCCAGAAGUGAGGAAAGAACCUGCUUUCUCUCCGGGCUGACACUCAACCCGAUGACCUGACUCUGAGCUCUCAUCUUUGCUGUUCCUGACUGGCAAGUUUUCUCUGUGACAGUGAGAGAGUGUCAAUCAAUAAUGCUGUAUAAACACAUCCUGCUUAAACCUGCUGAACGUGCCACAGACCUGUACCAAACCCAGAUGUCACCGAAGGAACCGCCUGCCUGACCCAAGCUGUUUUUGAGCAAGGUAUGCGUGUGUGGUGUAGAUGAAGAGACUAAAUGUGAAACACAUGUACCAGUGUCUGCGUGAAUAAUGGCUUUAAAUAGCCAAAACCAUUCUGGUUUUAAUUUCUUAAGUCCUUGGCCAUUCAAUCAUCCGAAAGCCUCAUAUUUUGCUUUCUAAGCUGUUUUGUUGUUUCAUGUCAUUCUGUGUCUGCAAAGUCACUAAAAGGAGCAGCGCUUUACUUUUAUCUUGAUUCUCUCUUUUUUUUUUCUCACCACAAGCACUUUUACAGCUUUAUCUCAGGUGCCAAACAACUAUCACUACAGUUUCUUAGGUUUGACAGGAAGCAACUUUUUUUGUGUGUGUGUGAUGGAUGUGCUUUCACAAAGAUUGCUUUGUGC
Molecule: messenger RNA, 2397 nt
Organism: Carassius carassius (crucian carp)
Lineage: Eukaryota; Metazoa; Chordata; Actinopteri; Cypriniformes; Cyprinidae
Product: ganglioside-induced differentiation-associated protein 2
Exons: 14
Coding region: 261-1763 (500 amino acids)
Source: RefSeq, a predicted model, not a curated record